Messenger RNA from Nothobranchius furzeri (turquoise killifish), 4317 nucleotides. RefSeq names its product E3 ubiquitin-protein ligase TRIM9. Gene Ontology annotation, cellular component: cytoplasm. Lineage: Eukaryota; Metazoa; Chordata; Actinopteri; Cyprinodontiformes; Nothobranchiidae. The record is from RefSeq and is a predicted model, not a curated record. Gene Ontology annotation, molecular function: protein binding; zinc ion binding.
GGAGCUGUCCGUGUCAGUCGGUGCUGAACCGUUUUCGCCGAAGCAGCUUCUCCCUCCGGCGCAGAAGGACGCAGAGUGCGGGAGUGAUGGAGGAAGAGCUGAAAUGUCCCGUUUGCGGUUCUUUCUUCAAGGACCCGGUCCUGUUGCCCUGCUCCCACAAUGUGUGCCUGGCUUGCGCCCGGAACAUCACCGUGCAGACCCCGGACGGAGAGACCCCGGUGCAGAGCCGCGCCUCGGGCAGCUCUGACUACGACUACCUGGACAUGGACAAGAUGAGUCUGUACAGCGAGACGGACAGCGGUUACGGAUCCUACACUCCGUGCCAGCUCAAGUCUCCAAACGGGGUCCGGGUGUUUCCUCCGGUCAUCCCUCACCGGAACUGCUCCCUCACCUGCCCGCUGUGCCACCGGAGCGUCUCCCUGGACGAACGGGGGCUCAGGGGUUUUCCUCGGAACCGGUUGCUGGAGGCCAUUGUGGCGCGGUACCAGCAGAACCGCGCUCCCUCCUCUUCCUCUUCCUCAUCCUCAUCCUCCUCCUCCGCCGUCAAGUGUCAGCUGUGCGACCGGAACCCGGUGAUGGCCACGGUCAUGUGCGAGCAGUGCGACGUCUACUAUUGUAACGCUUGCCAGCAGCGGUGCCACCCGUCCCGCGGUCCGCUUGCCAAGCACCGCCUGGUUCCGCCGCCGAGCCCGGCGGCUCAAGCGGGAGCGGCGGCUGGGGGCGCUGGAGUGGGCAGCGGGGGUCAGCAUCCGCCGCUUACCGCGAGAAAACCGGCGACCUGCUUGGAUCACGAAGCGGAAAACUUCAGCAUGUACUGCUGCAGCUGCAGGGUUCCGGUGUGCGGGAAGUGUCAGGAGGAGGGGAAACACUCCAAGCAUGACGUCAAACCACUGGCUGUGAUGUGGAAGCAGCACAAGUGCCAGCUCUCACAGGCUCUAAAUGGCGUCUCGGACAAAGCCAAAGAAGCUAAGGAGUUUCUGGUUCAGCUGAAGAACAUGUUGCAGCAGAUACAGGAAAGCGGCGUGGAGUUUGAAGCUUGCCUUGUGGCACAGUGUGACUCUCUGAUCGAGGCGCUGACGAGACAAAAGGCCAAAAUGCUCACAAAGGUCACCAAGGAGAAGGAAUACAAACUGAAGGUGGUCCGUGACCAGAUCACCCACUGCACCAUGAAGCUACGGCAGACCACCGGCAUGAUGGAGUACUGUCUGGAAGUCCUGAAGGAGAACGACCCCAGUGGUUUCCUACAGAUCUCAGAUGCUCUCAUCAAACGGGUGACGUUGUCUCAGGAUCAGUGGGUGAAAGGGGCUCUGGAGCCCAAGGUUGGCCCCGACUUCGACCUCACGCUCAACACCGACUCGCUGCUGCAGACCAUCCUGCAGCUGGACUUUCACCAGGGCAAAGAUGUGCAGGAGAAACCAUUAAUGAAUCAAAUGCAGGCAGCAGACAGUGGUGAGGCUGAGCAGGAGGCGGAAAGCCCAGGAGUGGAAUCCGGACCUGCAGUACCUGCUGCUCCCCUCCUGCAGCUGGAGAAGUGCUGCACCAGGAACAACAGCGCCACCCUGGCCUGGAGGGUAACUGCGCCUGCAGCGACCCCCACCGAGGGCUACAUCCUGGAGCUGGAUGAUGGAAACGGAGGACAGUACAGGGAGGUGUACGUGGGGAAGGAGACCAUGUGCACGGUGGACGGGCUGCAUUUCAACAGCUCCUACAACGCCAGAGUGAAGGCCUACAACACCGUCGGAGUGGGACCGUACAGCAAGACGGUGGUGCUGAAGACUUCUGAUGUGGCUUGGUUCACCUUUGACCCCACCUCGGCUCACCGGGACAUCGUCCUGUCUAACGAAAACCAAACCGCCUCGUGCAACAGCUACGACGACCGCGUGGUUCUGGGGACCGCUGCCUUUUCUAAGGGCGUCCACUACUGGGAGGUCGGCAUCGAUCGCUAUGACAACCACCCAGACCCAGCGUUUGGGGUGGCGAGGAUCAACACCAUGAAGGAGAUGAUGCUGGGGAAAGACGACAAGGCGUGGGCCAUGUACGUGGACAACAACCGCUCCUGGUUCAUGCACAACAACUCCCACACCAACAGGGCGGAGGGGGGCAUCACUAAAGGCUCGACUGUGGGCGUCCUGCUGGAUCUGACCAAACGGACUCUAACGUUCUACAUAAACAAGCAGCAGCACGGCCCCAUGGCCUUCGAGAACCUGGACGGUGUCUUUGUGCCUGCCGUCAGCCUCAACAGAAACGUACAGGUGACCUUACUGACGGGUCUGGAGGUGCCACAGAACAUCAAGCAGUAGGAGGAGCUCCUUCCUCCACUCUGAAUGUGAACCUCUGAUGUCAGGUGCUCUCUCACUUCCCACGUGGAGGGGAUUGACCUCAACCGCCUCGAGGUCGUCUCAGAAGAGAUGAUUGGCUGUUUAUUUAUUGCAGGACUUAUUUUAACUCCACUUGUAUUUAUUUAAAAAAGAAAAAACCCUCCUGAAAGCCUGAACCCAAACAGACGUUCUCACUGUGCCGUAGGAACCUCAAGUAUGUUGAUUUUGUUUUCCAUGGCUGGCUAGCUCCUGUAAUCCAUCCCAGCCAGGUGAGGACAGCGUGGGAGUCUCAUGAUAAUUUCAUCCUCUGCUCAUCUCUAAGUCUCUCUGAUGCCUUCGUGCUGAAAGCGAGACUCGAGUCACAUCAGGAAAAGCUACGUCUGCUGCUACAUUUUUCAUCAGGGAUUAUAUACGGCAAGCCGGAGAGGACAGUAGCUUCAACCAGGCCACUGUGACUCCAAGCCCAUAAGUUUAUUUGAGCUUAAUUCAAUGCGUGUCAUCCUGGUUUUUGUCUUUUUAUCCCACGAGUGAGAGAAAUGAGAUUAGACUGGAGUUUCUGUGUUAAAUCUAUAAACUGUAAAUACCGGAACGACGACAUAAAGCAUGGAUUAAGCACUGAAAACAAGUUUACAAACUAUCUGAAGCUGUAAUGUAAAUAGUGUGCUGUUUAAUUGUCUUUGUGCUGAGUGAUGUUGCUGCAGCUAUGGGGACACAUCACCCUCUGCUGGCCAAAGGAGGGAACAGCAGCAGUCACCAGGAUUUCUCGCUGCAGUUUAAUUUCAUAUUUAAACAUUUGGUCAAGGACAUAAGAUGUAAGUAACCCAUCUUAAUCCUCCUGACGGGUCGAUUUUUCAUUGCGAAAGUGUUUUUUACUGCAUUAAUCAGGUAAAGCCUCUAUAAAAGUUAUGUAGUAUGUAGUGCUAUAGAGUAGGAAACUAUAAAGGAGUACUUAAUUAUUUAAUAUUUGCUUUAUAUAAUUUAUUUGUAAUGUAAAAAGCCACAAAACUCUAAUUCUUUCAACUAGAAUUUAUUUAAUGACUCCACUACGUCUCCAUUAGCUGUUUUGAAGGUGUUAUUUAUACUUUAUUAAAGCAAACAAAAAAAUCAUGACAUUUUAAUGCAUAUUUAAACAGUUUUAUUUACAUGUCAGGUUUUUAUCUGUAUAGAUCUUUUGAUUUUGAGCAACGAACAAAUUUACUGUAUGAAAUCUAUCAAAUCCCGGUCUAACGGUCCGUUUUUAGGUCAUUUGCACCAGAUGCAGAGUCUAAUCAGCAGGGCAGGUUCACAAUGUUGUUUAACUUUUAAAAGAUAUUUUAUUUAGAACAACUAUUUUGUUACAGAUUUAAAAGAAAAAGACUGAAAAUGAUGCUUUUGUAUAAAUGUGGUUUUGUGUUUGUUGAGCAUGUCCCUUUACCCGACGACGCCCACCCAGGAAUGUGACUUUCAUCAGAUUUAACCUCUAUGGUGCUGGGAGAACGCAUGCCGCCACGGUUGUUACAUAAUUAACUUAAAACAGCAAAUCUUUUUUUUUUUUUGCUUUAUACCAUCUGUAAAUAUUCAGCCAUGUUUUAUUUCACCUUCUCUGUGAACUCAGUCCACAACGAAGGUUGCCAGUAAAAUAAUAAUUUUAAAAAGCUUUGCAUCUUCAAAAUGUCCUGAAGAUAAAACAGAAUCCACAAAGCUUCGUUCUUUAGGAACAAAUCUUUAAAUGCUGCUUAGAGGAACUUUGUGAGAAACUGACCUAGCUCAGCCGCGCACUGCCACGUUACUUCUGCCCAACCCGGUUUUCAUCCUUUAAGGAAAGAUGUGAAGAAGUGUUAAUAAUUUAUUUGUACUGCAUAAAAACCACCUUUCUAUAAUAUACGUGUUUAUUUCUUCAUAAAAACGGUUUGUUUGUUUUUAAAUCACCAACUUUAUCCUCUAAUGUCUCUGUUCCUGCUGCCAGUGGAAGUGUUUUGUACGACAUGGUUUGUAAAUAAAAAUAAACACUGUAACUGCA